AUUAGAUAUUUCUUCCUGUAAAGAUUCACGUUAAACUUUCCAAUUUGAUCUCUUCUUCUUCUUCUUUUUUCCUACUUUUCUUUCAACAUCAAGCAAUUUAUAGCACCCAAGAAACAAACAAGUUCCUCACUCUUUCAGCUGACUCAUAGUUUUUGAUUGAUUCAUCUUCUCUGAUUCUUUUAUUUUCUCAUAUUUCCAUUUCUUGAAACUUUUCUAAGAAAUUCCCACAAAAUAUGAUUCAUUUCUGAAAUCAAUCACUUUGUUUUCUUGGUUAUUUGGGUAUUGAGGGAUUCGAAUUUUCCACUUUCUUUCCAAAGUUGUAAUCUUUUCAGUGUAUUGCUAUUUGGGGUUUUUCUUGAUUUGGGUUGGAAAAAAGGGGGUGAAUCAAAAAGUUGGUUUUUGAGAUAUUCUUGGAUUUGGGUGUUGUGGGUAUUGGUUAAAAUUGAGUCUUUUGUUCAUUUAAGUUUUUGAUCUGUUGGCGUAUUCUUGGAAGUUUGUGGUUGUUGUUUGGUGGAUUGAUGAGAGUUUGAAGUGGAUUGGUGAUUGUGAGAGAUUGUUUGAAUGGCUUUAAAAGAGUUGAUUGAGAUCAAGUUCAGGCUUGCUGAUGGCAGUGAUAUUGGACCCAACAAGUAUACACCUGCCACCACAGUGGGUUCUCUUAAAGAAAAGAUAAUUGCACAGUGGCCCAAAGAUAAAGAUUCUGGGCCAAAGACAAUAAAUGAUGUGAAGCUUAUUAAUGCUGGAAGGAUACUUGAGAACAAUAAAACACUUGGUGAAUCAAGACUUCCAGUUGCUGAAGUUCCAGGAGGUGUCAUCACUAUGCAUGUUGUUGUACGCCCACCUAUGAAUGAAAAAGCCCGUGAUAAACUACAGGAUGAUUCCCUGAACAAAGGCGGGUGUGCAUGCACAAUCUUGUAAUCCGUCUAACCAUAUAACAAAAUUAUUCCAGUUCAGUAAUAUUCCGUAGUUCAUGGAUUUUUCAGUAGCGGAUCUUUGGAUGCAUCCAAGAAGUAUCAAAUGGCAAAAUUUGAAGUUCAAUUAUCAUUCAAGCUCUUUGCUUUUACCUUUAGAUUUCAGCUUGACAAACUUGCUUAGAAGGCUAAAAGGGAUUUGGUGCACUGCUGUGUAGGAACUUUUGUGGGAAGUACGAAAAAACAAAAGAAUUGUUCAAGAUUAUAGUUGGUUUGAUUUCUUUAAAUUUGCAAUCAUAUAACUAUGAAGAACUUACAAAUUCAGGCAUGUGUACUUUGUUGUUGUUGCACCAUUUCUUUUGUCAUUGAUGAUCCAAUGUCUAUGGAAUUAAAUUCACCAUAACAAUUUAUAUUGUUUAUGUUAUUUCCCAAGUUACUUGA
Messenger RNA from Solanum verrucosum, 1352 nucleotides. Its product is annotated as membrane-anchored ubiquitin-fold protein 3-like. The coding region runs from base 562 to 918 and encodes 118 amino acids. Gene Ontology annotation, molecular function: protein binding. The record is from RefSeq and is a predicted model, not a curated record. The transcript has 4 exons. NCBI's taxonomy places the organism in Eukaryota, Viridiplantae, Streptophyta, Magnoliopsida, Solanales, Solanaceae.